UUAUUGAGGAAAGACGGAAUGCUAAGCAGUCGGAACCGUUUGAAGGAAUGUUUGUUGUAAUGGGGGCGCUGUGAUGAAGAGGCACCGGUUGAUAUUAAAGGAAGCACGUGGCAAUCAGAGUAUCGUCACCCUGGGAUGUUGUUUUUAAGGUGUUGUGUAUAUUAGAUUUUUUUUUUUCUAUUUUAGCAUGAUUGUUAAUUAUAGAAGUAGUAGUUCUGAUGAGGAACCAGAUAAUUCUUCUGAAAACGAUUCCUCACCCCCAAGAAAAAGAGGAAAAGCUACUGAAACAAGCACCAGUGAACCUUUGGAUUAUGGAUCUGCUAAAAGGACAGAGGAUAAGUCAACCAACAAAACACCUCGCCUUCCUCUGCCUGAGAGUAUGAAGGAGAUGUUCAGAGAACCAGAAGAACAGUGGACUGAUAACACUGAAGAGCAUGGAGGGCGAUUGGGAUCCUUCCAGCAUGAGCGGGGCAACUGGGUGACAUAUGUGUUCUUUCCGUAUAAACCUGAGGAAUCUUUCGUGGAGCUUCUCAUUGCAUUUAUGGUUGUCACAGCAGCUUAUGGCAGCCCUCUGAUCCCAUCUGAAGAGUUCCACGUCAGUCUGUCAAAGACAGUGGUUCUGCGACAUCACUGGAUCCAGCCUUUCAUCCAGUCCAUUUGGACCAGCCUGACACAGUUCCAGAAAUCUGUGAUAUCCAAUCAAACCUCAUUGUUUUUCUGCAUGGCCGAUAAACUGAGGGUGUAUUUUAAUGCAGAAAAGACCAGGACUUUCCUUGGCAUGGAGAUCUCAACUGGGACAAUUCAGCUGCUUGAACUAAUCAAACUAGUGGAUCAAACCAUGAAGGAAUUUAACCUCAGCACCUUUUAUAAGGAUCCAUCUUUCCAUGUAAGCCUUGCCUGGUGUGUGGGUGAUCACACAGAGAGACUAAAAAGCGCAUGUUUAUCAGAGUUGCAGGGACUUGUUGAUAGUCACGAGGAUGGUCCAUUUUACAUCAGAUUGAACUGCAAGGAGCUCCGCUGCAAAUCUGGAAACAAAGUCUUUCUGUUUCCCCAACAGUGAUUGUAAAAUGUACACAGUUUAGAAAUAUGAAUUGAAUUAAUAUUCAUUGCCUUUGUACAUCUCAUGUUUGAAAGUUUACAUACAUUUAAGCAGAAUAUAAUAAAGUUUUUGCACUAAAAUACUAACCAUAAAACAAGAAUGAUCUAUUCUUUGUUACACAACAGUACACAUGUUUGGUAAAGUGAAAUUUAUUGUACAGAAUUGCAAUGUGGUGACUUUUUCAAAUCCAGACCACUGACUUUAAAUAGCCUGUUAUUUGAGUGACAGACAGUCUUGACUGGUUAGUGUUCUGGUGAAAAUUGCAAUCGAUACCAUCUAUAUGCAACACCCCACAUCCUGUAAUUGAAAGACUUAGUUCCUCUUUCCAUUAGUGUUGCAUCUUAAAUACCAGAUUUUUUUUUUUCUCCAAAAAUAAAA
Myxocyprinus asiaticus (Chinese sucker) is the source of this 1477-nucleotide messenger RNA. RefSeq names its product U6 snRNA phosphodiesterase 1-like. Lineage: Eukaryota; Metazoa; Chordata; Actinopteri; Cypriniformes; Catostomidae. Gene Ontology annotation, molecular function: 3'-5'-RNA exonuclease activity. The transcript is spliced from 7 exons. The record is from RefSeq and is a predicted model, not a curated record. Gene Ontology annotation, biological process: U6 snRNA 3'-end processing. The coding region runs from base 188 to 1060 and encodes 290 amino acids. Gene Ontology annotation, cellular component: nucleus.